AUGCCUGAACUGGACCACUUUCCUCCUGUGAGGGACCACCACCACCACCAGGACUACCCCGAGUCAUUACCGGCCGACCCUGCCCAAAUCCAAAACAACAUUUUGGAGGAGCAGGUGGAACUAUGGUGGUUCCGAGAUCCGCGGAAGUCUCUGCUCUGCUACUGCGUGUCCAUACUCCUCAUACUGGGCUGCGGACUGGGCGGGGUGGGCCUCCUGUCCACCACCACCAGCGUGUCCAGCGAAUGGCGACUGGGAGUAGGCACUGCGCUCUGCCUUCUCGCUCUCGGAGUCCUCCUCAAGCAGCUGCUGAGCUCGGCCGUGCAAGACAUGAACUGUGUGCGGAGCAGGCGGAGAAUAGACAUGUUGAAAAGCGGCGGGCUGUCGGAUCUGCUGGUGGUUUUGAUCACCGGCGCCUCGCUUCUCAUAUGCGGCGGGGUCCUGCUGCAUCUGGCUCUGGCCAAUCACAUGCCCAAACCGGGUCAGGCGCUCAAUGACAUGUACAUCUCUGGGGUGGUGCUGCUGACCGGAGGGGGGGCGGCCGUGGCGGGAGUGGGGGUCUACGCCGCCGUGGUGAUGUUGCUGGAGAGGACGAGGCACGGUCGGCGCUUGGUGGACCGGGUGUGGCAUAUUUUCACGGUUUCGGGACACAUGGACCGUCCCGGGCGCAGGGAGACCACGUCCAGUUUGGCCAAUCUCAUCUGA
Messenger RNA from Knipowitschia caucasica, 702 nucleotides. NCBI's taxonomy places the organism in Eukaryota, Metazoa, Chordata, Actinopteri, Gobiiformes, Gobiidae. The record is from the annotation of a GenBank genome assembly.